AUGGUGGUGCCCUGGAUUUUGGUGUUGGUGUCGUGGCUUUCCUUGAGCAGUACUGCAGCCGCGGCGGAUUCAGUUAUACUUUGCCCCGCAGAAGGAUUUCAUGACCACCAAUUCAGCGCAGCACUACUCCUUGAUUAUCCCAAGGUGACAUUCACCACCAGCGGUGCCGUCACAAAAAAGGACUACAAGCAGUUCUUGAAAUCCAUUCGCGAUCAAGUGGUAAAUCCACGUGAUGCGAGACACGGAAUCCCAGUACUUCGCAACCCUGCCACAGUGGUGGACAACCAACGGUUUCUCCUGGUGGAACUCUCCAACAAUGCAGAGGAUGUUGUCACGCUGGCCAUAGAUGUCACCAAUAUCAACUAUGCUAAUCUCUUGGAGGUUGCAGGUUUGAGUGAUCUUGACAGACUUGAUCCUGGAUUGGGAAUCCAACCAUUGGAUUCAGCCAUCGACUUGUUGUUCCAUAGGUCCAGCGCAGAGGGGGACAAAGCAAAGGUGGCUCGUUCUCUUAUAAUUUGCAUUUUGAUGAUUUCAGAGGCAGUGAGGUUUCGAUAUGUGGAGCAACAAGUAACCCAAACCAUUAGACCCCAAGGCCAAGGAACCGUUGUCCCAAAUGGUGCUGUGGUUCGCCUCGUGCGGCGUUGGGAUUGCCUCUCUGAAUCCAUUCAACAGUCCGACGAAGAUGGAUCCUUUCCAGAAGUUGAUUUACAGAGACCUAAUUAUGAACAUUUCACAGUGAGCAAUGUGAUGCCUGACCUAGUUGCCACCAUUGGGAUCAUGUUGUACAUUUGUGAAAAACCACCAACAACUCAAUCUUCCCUUCGCAUAAGGCCUGUUGUGGAUGCAUAUAAUGAUCAAACUUGCACAGAAGAAGAGCUCACGGUGCGCAUCGCAGGUCGAAAUGGGUUGUGCGCAGACGUGAGGGGUGGGGUUUUCAACAAUGGCGACUCGAUAAUUUUGUGGCCAUGUAAAUCCAAUGCAGACGAGAAUCAAUUGUGGACCGUGAAAAGAGACGGGACUAUUCGAUCUAAAGGCAAGUGCUUGACUACUUAUGGGUAUAGUGCAGGAAGUUAUGUCAUGAUAUAUGAUUGUGCUAGUGCCGUACUUGAAGCUACCCAUUGGGAAAUUUGGACCAACGGAACCAUCCUAAAUCCCAAAUCGUCACUUGUUUUAAGUGCAGAGUCAGGAAAUAGUGAUGCUACACUCACUGUGCAGGUCAAUAAUUAUUCCUCUCGUCAAGGUUGGCUCACGACCAAUGAUUCAAAUCCUUUUGUGAGGACCAUUGUUGGGUUUCAAGAUCUUUGCAUGCAGGCAAAUGGGAAUGCAGUGUGGUUAGAGGAAUGUGUGGACCAAAAGGCCGAACAACAAUGGGCCCUCUAUCCAGAUCGCUCUAUAAGGCCUAAUCAAAAUUGAGACCUUUGCCUUUCUUACUAUGAAAAUCAAAAUGAAGAUCUCACUGUCGUCAAUAUUGCAAGUUGUAGUUCUGCGUCAUCUCUUGAACGAUGGAUAUUUAGAAAUGAUGGCAGUAUUUUGAACCUAUAUCUCGGAUUGGUGAUGGAUGUGAGAAAUUCUGAUCCAAGUCUCCACCAAAUAAUUAUGUACCCAUCCACCGGAAAUCCUAACCAAAAGUGGUUUCCAAUAUUUUGAUUACUCCUAGUUGACAUCUAGCAGUUUAAAUAAAAACAUCAAAAUAUUGAUG
Malania oleifera is the source of this 1699-nucleotide messenger RNA. Its product is annotated as ricin-like. Gene Ontology annotation, molecular function: rRNA N-glycosylase activity. The coding region runs from base 1 to 1413 and encodes 470 amino acids. Lineage: Eukaryota; Viridiplantae; Streptophyta; Magnoliopsida; Santalales; Ximeniaceae. Gene Ontology annotation, biological process: negative regulation of translation. The transcript is spliced from 2 exons. The record is from RefSeq and is a predicted model, not a curated record.